GGGGGCUGUGGGCGGUGAGCGGCGGCGGGGCGGCGGGCGGGGGCACCGGUACCCCCUGGUCCCGCGGUGGUGGCGCCCGGGAAGAUGGCGGCGGGACGCGGCGGGGCCGAUGAACGUUCUCUGUAGCAGAUGCCUAGAGGAAGAGGUGACCUUCUGAGCAUCAAGAUGAGCGAGUGGGAAAGGAUUUUUCUGCAAAACCUCACUGUUCCUCCCCACUCCCAGCGGAGGCGGAAUAUCCCGAAGGAGUCAACGGCUUUUCAGUGUGUCCUGAAGUAUGUCGAGGGGACUGUCGUUACACAGCAAGCGGCGGGCGGCUCGGUGGCCGUGGAGUUCCAGCUGCGCCUGUCCCUGUUCGAUGCCGCCUAUCACCACUUCUUCGGCCGGACGUGGCGGAGCAGUGCCAGGACCCCCCGCAGCGCCCCGCAGCAGCGCCCAAGGGUGGUGUUCAAUGAGGCCGUUUACUUCCACACCUCACUGAACCACCCCAGCAUCACGGCUGUGGUAGAGGUGGUGGUGACAGCCCAGACGCUGGAGGGGCUCUCCCAGGAUCUGUCGUGUGGCUUUGGGCUCAUCCCCCUGUUCGACAGCAGGUGGGAUCCCACGGACCUGGCUGCCAAGGACAGAGUACUCAAGCUGUACCAUGGGACACCACGUGCCUUACUGCAUCCACUUUUCCAGGACCCUGUAGAAAAGAACAAAUACAUGACGAUAAUGGAGAACAGCCACCUGCAGUACACCCUGAAGCCCCACCCACCCCUGGAGACGAUAUUUCACCUCCUGCCUGAAAAUCUUCUGGUGUCUGGGCUGCAGAAAAUCCCUGGCUUGCUCCCUGCGCACGGAGACACCAGUGACUGCUUUCUGAAACCACGGCUCAUGAAGUCGGUCACCUGCUACCUGGACAAGCUCUCCAUCAGGCUGUACCCUUCUCUGGAGAAAUUCGAGGAGGAGCUGCUGGAGUUACUGAACAGUGACCGCUUGCUUAAGGUGAGCGCCCGGCCCGCUGGCAGCGCGCUGUCGGUGCAGGAGCGGCGGCUGCGUGUCGGCGUCCACAACGGCCUGCGCUUCGUCCAGGCGCCGCAGGUGGCCGUGCUGCUGCCAGCAGCAGAGGUGGCCCGUGGACGGCCUGACGGCCCCCCAGCCAGUGCAGCGGGCCAGGCCCUGCUUCUGAGGAGCCGCCUGCAGCUGAGCGAGAUGGUUCCUCACCCCGCCUUUGGGGUCUGCUUCCAGCUGGAGUAUGUCGUCUGCGCCACGGCCGGAGCCAGCAGCAAGGCCGAGGCCGGCAGCGCCCUGGGCCCGGCAGCUGACAUGCACGCAGUGCGGUGGGCGCUCUGGAGCCCCUUCCUGGGCACUGACUCCUCCCCAGUGGUGUUGCCCCUGCGCGGUGGUUCCUGCCGCAGCCCUGGCCAGGCCUUGGUCUUCAGGGCCCCUGCCGACAGCGAGAGCUCCGAGGAGGUGAAGCAAGUUGCAUCUGGUACUGUCCAAUUCCAUGUUUCCACUGAUUCAGAAGAAAAUCUUGCAACUUCUACAGAUACCUCAAGUAAAGCCAGGAAAGAGUCAGAGAAGCCUCCUACACCAUCUCUGAGUCCGCCCUCUGCGCUGUGCCUGGUGGCCUCUCCGCGGGGACCAGGGUUGUCACUCUCUGAGCUCUCGGCCUCACCAUGCAGUAAGGGCGAGCCCCCUCUGCCACAGAGCAGCGGUGCCCCGGUUCCCUGGCCCCGUGGGACAUCACGGGACACCCGCACGCUCAGAGUGGCUGGGAUCACACACCUGGAGGCCGACCUGCGCCCCGGCGACCCAGACCCGGACCCCUCCAGCAGCGAGCAGCUGCGGGAGCUGCCCUUCACGCCUGCCCAGAUGCCCAUUGCAGCUGUGGGGCUGCCAGCAGGCAGUUCCAGCACCGUGCUCUCUCGUGCCUCCCUGGCACUCCUGCAUGCCUCUGGAUUUCCAGAAAUCCUAGACUGCAACAAGGAGCCUGUGGAGGUUGCAGAGCCCCUGGACUUCACGAGCUUCAGUCCUCAGCUGGAGGAAGCUGAUGCUCUGCAGAGCAAUGAAAUAAUCCUGCAAUUCCUUGCUUUCAGUAGGGCUCCUCAGGAUGGAGUGGAAGGGACGUGGCCCAGGACUGUGUUCCUCACCUUCCAGUUCUACCAUUUCCCACCAGUUACCACACCACGUCUGCAGCUGGUUGACAUAGACAGAGAGAAGGCAGCCAGGGCAGCCGUACCGCCUCAGGUCCUUGUCCAGAUCAACAAAGAUGGGACUCCACGCACUGGAGCUCCGGGACUGCAGCUGAAGUACAUGGUGGAUCCUGCUUUCCUGAAACCUGGGGAACAGCGCUGGUUUGUGCGCUACCUGGCUGACCACAGCCUUCAGAUUGACGUCUGGGAUGGAGACUCUUUGCUUUUUGUUGGGUCCGCUGCGGUUAAAUUGAAGCCCCUGCUGCGCCAGGGCCGCCCGGCUGUCAGGACCCUCCACGAGCUGGAGGUGGUAACCACGGAGUACGAGCAGGAUGCGGUGGCAGCAGGCAGGGACGCACUGUGGCAUGGAGUGGUGCGGCCUGUGGACGUCCGUGUGGCAGUGAGGGGCCGCCUUCACCUCUGCCUGGCCAACGUGGGCCACCCCUGUGAGGAGACCCUGAGGAUCCCAAGGCACCCAUCGCCAUUGCGUGCCCACCUCGUGUCCUCGCUGGACAGCAUCAGUAGCCUGCAGGGUGGCAGCUUGCUCUCCCCGCAUGCUGGCAGCGGUCCAAGGGUGUCACGGGCACGCAGGCUGGCUGAGGUGGAUGGUGAGCUGUCAGCCAUGCUUUGUAGUCACUGGCCAGAGGUGAACCCAGCCUCCCCGCAUGCCCCCCGUGAGGCUGCAGAUGUCCGGCAGCGCAAGCUGCGGCGCAUGGCCCUGGUGCGGCAGCAGGAGGAUGCUGGUGGGAGCACACCUCAGUGCAUGGGCCAGCACGAGCAGCGCAUGCAGCACUUGCGGGAUCUGCAGGUGAUCGAUGCCUACCGGGAGCACACCAAGAGCGAGAGCAUCACCCAGAUGCUCAGCCAGGCCAUCACCACCACCCACACUGUCUAUGCUGUGCUGGGGACGGCUGAGUUCUUUGAGUUUGCUCUGAAGAACCCCUACAGCGUCCAGCACACAGUGACGAUAGAGGUUGACCACCCUGAGCUCAGUGUCAUACUGGACCCGAGGGAGUGGCGGCACUUCAAGGAGCUGACUAAGGUGGCUACACCACUGGAGGAGGACAUGUUCCAUCUUCGUGAUGACCUUAGGCCCCAGGUCUACCUGCGUCCCAAGGAGACUGUCCACAUCCCGUUCAGAUACCAGACGUUCUCGGCAGAGCCAGCUGUCGCAGUGGUGCCGGGGCUGGCAGGGCUGAGCACAGGGGACGAUGCAACCACCACCUCCUGGCAGUCUGGGGCCAUGCAGACGAAGCACAUCCAGGUCGCUUUCCGCGUGAGUGGGGGGAAGCCCAUCGCGCUGCUGCGGGUGAAGGUGGAACCCCGUCCCCACGUGGUGGACCAGACCUUCAGGUUCUACCACCCCGAGCUCACCUUCCUGAAGAAGGCCAUCCGGCUGCCGCCCUGGCACACGCUGCCAGGCGCUCCGGCAGGGAUGCCGGGUGGGGAGCCGGAGAUGUAUGUUCGCUGCAGUGACCCUAACAUAAUUUGUGAAACCAAAAAUAUGGGUCCUGGGGAACCACAGGAUGUCUUCUUAAAAGUAGCUGGAGGACCAAGCCCACAGAUCAAAAAAUUCUUUGUUGCUAUUUAUACGGACGCCUGGCUGGCCGUGCCGUUGCGCAUCUGGCAGUUCUACCUGCAUUCCCUGCAGCGCCUGGACGUCAGCUGCACCGCCGGGCAGCUUGCCCGCCUCGUCCUGCCGCUGCGCGGCACGCGGGCCCUCCGGAAGGUGAAGGCGUUCUCCUCGCAUCCCCACGAGCUGAAGGUGGAUCCAGAAGGCGUGUUUGUUCUGCCCCCAAAUGGUGUCCUGGACCUGUAUGUUGGUGUGAGGCCUCGGAGGGCUGGCAGCAGGUUCAUCUACCUCAAUCUGGUGGACGUGGAGUACCACCAGCUGGUGUCCUCCUGGCUGGUCUGUGUCUCCUGCAGGCAGCCUCUCAUUUCUAAGGCGUUUGAGAUAACGCUCCCCGCAGGUGGCGGGAGGGGCUCCAACAAGCGCAUCACCUACACCAACCCCUACCCCACUCGGAGGGUGUACUUCCUGGGCACCAGCCGCCCCGACCUGCUGCAGUUCAAGGAGGACUCCUUUGAGGUUGCUGGCGGGGAGGUGUACACCAUCGGCUUGCGGUUUGCCCCGAGCCAGAGCACAGGUGAGGAGGAGAUCCUGAUCCACAUCAACGACCACGAAGACAAGAACGAGGAAACCUUCUGUGUGAAGGUUGUGUACCAGUGAGACUGGGCAGGGCGCUGCUCCAGCAGUGCAGCAACUUCCAUGGCAUCUGCCGCACUGUCCUGGCAGCACCGAUCUGUCUCAUCUAUGCCUCCUCCAGUUCUGAAUCCUCCUCGACUGCGUUGUCUGCAUAUAGGCCAUGUGCUGGACUCCUCGAUGAGCCCAGCCCUGCGCAGGUGAGGAGCCCGUGCUCCCUGGUUCUUGCCCCACCACUGGUGAGCCGUGAGGUCUCACUUGCCUUAUGGUGAGCGCCAGUGGUAGUCCUGGCUGCCCUCCAUCUGCUCAAAAGGGGAGGAUGAGUGUUUUUGCUACUAUGUGUCACAACUGCAGAAGAAUGUCUUUAUUUUUGUUAAGUAUUAUAUAUUUCAGGUGUUUGACUUUUUUUUUAACUUAAAGUUUGCAUAUCUGAGUGCAGAAUAUUUUUAAAAUACUUUUUUACUGUGCACUGAACUUUGUACAAACAGUUUUCUGGAUUUUUAAAUACUUUUUACUCAUUCUAGACCAAUUAAAUGUGCUGCACAGACCUGA
This is a messenger RNA of Oxyura jamaicensis (ruddy duck), 4929 nucleotides long. RefSeq names its product nephrocystin 4 (gene NPHP4). Lineage: Eukaryota; Metazoa; Chordata; Aves; Anseriformes; Anatidae. Gene Ontology annotation, biological process: protein localization to ciliary transition zone; negative regulation of canonical Wnt signaling pathway. Bases 130 to 4404 code for a protein of 1424 amino acids. The record is from RefSeq and is a predicted model, not a curated record. Gene Ontology annotation, cellular component: ciliary basal body; cytoskeleton; ciliary base. The transcript has 30 exons.